This is a messenger RNA of Erpetoichthys calabaricus (reedfish), 5442 nucleotides long. RefSeq names its product SERTA domain containing 2b (gene sertad2b). Bases 336 to 1364 code for a protein of 342 amino acids. NCBI's taxonomy places the organism in Eukaryota, Metazoa, Chordata, Cladistia, Polypteriformes, Polypteridae. The transcript has 2 exons. Gene Ontology annotation, cellular component: nucleus. The record is from RefSeq and is a predicted model, not a curated record. Gene Ontology annotation, molecular function: transcription regulator activity.
CCAGACACACAGCUUGCAGCGGCGGCGGCAGCGGCAGCAGCAACGGAGGAUCUUUUUACGCCAUACUUACGGGGUUGGCGCUGUGGCAGUGCGGACACGGAGGCCGUCUCAGUUCUGCACGUCUCCCGGCUUUAUUUUCUUUUUGUCGCCUGUCGCUCUUGAGGCUUGUGGCAGAGUGGGUGAUAACAGAAGAAAACGAGAAUCGACAUUUCCAGUAAAGAAGAGCGUGCGCGACGUAGUGGAUGCCGGCGGCUACAUAUGGAGCAGCCGUGCUUGGCGAGCCCGUGACCAGGGGAUGCUUUCUUUUCACGGUCAGGUGGAGGUGCAUAUGAUAUAUGUUGGGUAAAGGGGCAAAGCGGAAAUUUGAUGAAAAUGAAGAGGGGCUGGAAGGCAAAGCGGUGCUGGUGGGAGAAGGCCCCUCGAAGGUGUCCUACACCUUGCAACGUCAGACUAUUUUCAACAUCUCCCUUAUGAAGCUUUACAACCACAGAGCAUUGACAGAGCCAAGCCUGCAGAGGAGAGUGCUCAUCAACAACAUGCUGCGGCGAAUCCAGGAGGAGUUCAAACAAGAGGGCAGCCUGAGGCCUAUGUUUUUCACUCCCUCCCAGCCACAGGACAACUCAUUGGAUGAUGGCUAUCGGGAGGCCCAGCCUGCCUUCAGUAUUCUUUCUAGCAUUGCUCAGCCCUUGCCUCAGCCUUCUUCACUAACAAGCACUACGCCACUAGACUCCUGCCUCACCCCUGCCUCUCUGCUUGAAGAUGAUAGCUCUUAUUGCACUUCCCCUGUAACUCAGACGGUCCCUGAACCCCAGACUAUGAAACCACCUCUAACACUGAUUACUCAAACCGCCAAGGAUAGCUUCUCAUCAGCAUUGGAUGAAAUAGAGGAGCUCUGUCCAGCAUCUACCUCCCCUGAGACAGCAAAGGCUGAAAUGCCAGAUCCCCGUAUACAGUCUUCGCCGCUCCCCACUCCUACAGGAGACUGUAAAGACUCUGGGAAGGUCUGUCCUCAGAAGUUUGAAGGACUGGUUACACAGGAGACAAAAGUAGCAGCCAUAACAGCCUUGGAGUCUAGACAAACGGAUUCUUUAUCACCCAGCAACUUAGAGAUGACUGCCUCUUCAGGUUUUUUGACAGACCUUGCGCUGGAUGAUAUUCUAUUUGCAGAUAUUGACACUUCAAUGUAUGACUUUGAUCCUUACUCGUCUGCCACAGGAGGAGCCUCCAAAAUAGCUCCUGUAACAGCAGACGACCUCCUUAAAACGUUAUCUCCGUACAACAAUCAGCCAGUCCCUCCAAAUCAGCCUUUCAAAAUGGACCUCACAGAAUUGGACCACAUAAUGGAAGUACUUGUCGGUUCCUGAUCAAAAAGGGAGAUUCUAAAAGGAAAAAAAAAAGUUUGUGGAAGUGUCCGUCAUUUGGCUUUGUACAGAUUUUUCAUUAUUAUAAAUGACCGUGAAAGCCAGCACAUCACAAUGUGCAUGCAUAGUUUGCUUGCCUUUGAGACGAAAAAUGAAAUGUAACCUAGGCUUCUACUAAAGUCUGAGUGCCUUCAUCUCUAUGACCACUUUGUAAAUGGCCCAUCGAUUUUGGGAGCUUUAUUUAUUUUUGUUGUGUCCUGAAAUUCUACAUUGAGAAAGACGUGUCUACCUGUAAAUUCAAAAGCCAUGAGCUGAUGUGCUGUGGCGAAAACAAAACUUCAAAGUGCAAAGCACAAAGACUACGGAUCCAUUAUUUGCAUGUGUGUUUCCUUUGGGUUCAUUUGGGAGGAAGGGGUUUGUUUGUUUGUUUGUUUUGUUUGUUUUGUUUUUUUCAUUUUGUUCUGUGUGUGAAUUAUUUUUUUUUUUUGUUUGUUUUUCGUCCUCCCAGGACUUUUCAACAUCUGUCCACUGACUUGUCCGAUGCUUGUCAGCAUUAUUAACUGUAACUGUUUUUAAACUGCUGCCCAGAUUUGAUUUUAUAUUUUUGUACAGAUUCUUCAACUUGAUGGUAUUGUUUUCUAAAUGAAACUUUAAAAAAAUUAAUUGUUUAUACUCAAAAGUAGCUAUUUUAAUAGGAUUCGCUUAUGGAGAUACACCUGUUUCAGAAGUACAAGUCACAAAUUGUACUUUUCUACAAAUUCAGAGAUGUUUUUAUAUGUGAAUAUUUAAAAGUACUUAAGCAACCAGAUCCGCAAUAGAUGUUUACAGGAUGCAAAUUCAUGUUCAUAACACGACGCCGUGGAAGGUCGUGGACUUGAUUGAGAUUCAUGUUCUUCACAACUUGCAUGCGCACACACUCUACAAUGAAGUGGCUACAAACUACUGUGUGCAUUUCAUGGAAUUGGUAGUAAAUCUACUUGCUUUACCACUCACUGUGACAAAAGAAUAUUGACUGAGGACAUAGUCGUUCUGAUUUUAGUUUUUUCCCCACCUAAUUAUUCCUCUGAACCAUAAUGAAGUUUGCAUUUAUUUGAUUUAAGUUUGAAUUUCAUACUUGGUACAGUAUGGAACUGUACCCUGUAAUUUGUGGUGGGUAACCAAAGGGAAGCAGCCAGAUGAACAGAGUGUCCGUGGGUGGCAGGCUGGAACUGAGCUAGCCGUUGAGUAUUGGGAUCCAUUUCUGUAUUCGUGCAUGUCACAUCGCCUGCUAAAAGGUAAUACAAGACAUUUUUAAAGGGGGAGCAGGGGGCAUGUUAGCAAAAGACGACAAAAGCCAGUGACAUUAGGCUCCAUUGAAAAUAAUCCACUUAUCAGAGGGAUGGGGGUGUUCACCUCUGUUAAUUUGUAUUUAUUUUUGAAAAUAUAUUUUUUAUUUUUCUAUUAAUAUUACAAAACAAGAAAGGUGUCUUAAAGUAAUAUAACAAAAAAAUACAAAGAGGAAGUGUCUUCUUCCCAGCACCAUAACAAGGCCUGCCGCGUGCAGUACUCAUUAACUAACGUCUUGAGGCCCCACUUUUAUUCAAGAGGGCAGCUCUUGUCAUGGAGAGUAGCAAGUGUAAAAGAAAGUUCCUCUCCCUGUGGAAGAGAGAACAGGGCAGCUGGCAGACUGACUCGAUGUGACCUCUGCCUUGGCUCCUGAAACACGAGACCACCCCCCACUGACCCACCUCCUUGGCAUUACAUCACCUGGCAUUUUUAUGUGCUUAGACUCCCUCUCUCUCCUCCUUUCAGCGUUACAUUUUCACGCCACAUGGCCCACGUUCGGGCUUUGUGAGCGAGUGGUCUUUGAAGUCAAAAUGUGUACAGAUUCAUAAAGACUUAAUCGCACCAAAACUUUAAUUAUUUUUCCUAAGAAUAUAGAUACUAUUGCAAAUGUAUCCAUGCCUGUUGCCAAAACUGUAAUAGCCUGUAUAGCUUUAAAUGGUACUUUUAGCUGUUUGUGUGCUGGUUACAAGCUAUAGUAUUUAAAUUCAUGCAUUGGGGGAACGUCUGUGUUAAUUUAUUUAAAAUGUUUUGUUUCUUUAGGUUAAAUUAUAUUUUCUAUCAUCCAAAAAAUAUAAUAUGCAUAUUAAUAUAUAUAUAUAUACACAUGUGUAUAUAUAUUUGUAUAUUUAAAUAUCUUCUUGAUCUCUGUUCUUCUCCUGUCAUGGUUCAGAUCUGGUCUCCUGUUCAAAGUUAAUUGGUACUUUAAAUUUCUGCACACAUUUUAUAAGGUAACUGCAAUGAAGGAACUCCUAAGGAGUUAACAGGCACUCUAGUUAAGCAGCACCUUGCUCUCUUCAGGUAUUGUUCUUUUAAUCCUUCUCAAAAUAUCACUAAUUUUCAACACACUCCUAUGAGCCAAAAGGUGUAGUGAAGUUUGGGGACUCGUCUUUAUCGGUUAGUAUGCAGGGAGUCUGUAUUGGGGGACCAUUUGGUCCUUUUCAUUUAAAGAGCUUGUUCCAUUUCAACAUCUCAUCCUGCUCAUUUGCUUUGAGCUGAGAACUUAAUAUUUACAUCCCUGUGCCUGCUACCGAUUUUCAAAACUCCCGUUUGUAUGUUGAUGUUGACCCAGUGGGCUUGCAGUCGAGCAAAUGGCAUCCUGACUCCGAAGACUGACAAAGGUCUCCUCUCGCAUAGCCAAAUAUACACAUGCUUGCAUGUCACAAUCAGGACAUGUGGUUUGCUGUGUUGGCCUAGCUGGAUUUAUAGAGGAUGGAUACGUUAUUGUCUGCAGUGUUCAUAUCCCGCUUGGCCAUUUUUAUUGAGUCAGAGCCUGGAGAUUUGCAUUGGAAUGCACCAAGUUGUGUGUGUCUGGAUUUACUUAAUUGCUUAUUUUUUCUAAAAUUCCAUCUUUAGUACUGACUAUCAAAUCAAAAUAAUAUGGCGCCCUAAAAUUCCAGGUGUUUUCUUAAAAUCAAGCGAAGACAUUUGCAUUUAUUUGCUGUCUUGCUCCUCAGAGCCUCCUUUCCAUUUAAGGCGUGAUGUGUGGCACAGAACUAUUGAAAUAACAUCAUGGGGCAGGCUGGUCGCACCUCUCCACCUGGCCACGUACCUUUGCUGAAAGUUAUUGUCAUGGUGCACGCUUUACAGUCCGAGUGGGGGGGCUUCACUAGAGUGGCCGGAUCUGUGGAAAACGUCUCUGCUUAACGUUGAACAGAUCAGUACCUAUAAAGGGGGCAGUUGAAGUGACAAGGAGGGAGAGACGGGAGACCAAGAAAAACAAACAGCUUUGGUUUUGAAGUGAAUUUAACUUAUUUAUUUCUCAUUUCCUUUUGUAAAUAUAUUUAUUUUUUUUUUGUGAUGAUAUAUUCUUGAUUGUAAUGUGUAUAGAAUGUAUGGUGGGAAUGUACUCUCCUGUCAGAAUGUAUAUUUUGUUUGGGUUGGGGGGGAAAAAAAAACACGGGAAGCCAUUGAAGGGAUGGGGUGGUGGGGUUGAAUUGGUGGCUUGCUUAUUUUUAAUUCAUUUUUUAUUUGUCUGAUCUUGGUUCACAUGUGAUAUACCCUUCCAGCCGUCACUUGAACUUCAGGGACCUGUGUCUCCAGUAUUGUUUCACUCUGUUACACUCUUGUGUUUUUUUACACAUGGUUAUCAUUAAGAAGUUUUCAAUCCCAAGUUUGUCCAACAAAAUAGAAUAUCUCUUGAAAACACUAGACAGUGUCAGCCGGGGCAGGUUUUAUGUAUUUUUUUAGCUUCAGCUACAUUUUUUGGUGGCAGCUUUUGUUCCCUCUUUAAACUGUAUGGCAUACAUCCCUUAGAUUAUAGAAGAAAGGGUAUUAGUGAUGUGACCUGGAUAUCAGACACCCCGCGCCCCGAGAGUGGCUUCAUGUAAUUUCUGAAAGGAAGGUGGAUUUUUCUCACAGACCCAAGCGCUGUGCCUUUUCUAUGCAAUUUUACCAACAUAUUGUUUAGGGGGUGUGGGGGGGACACUCUUCACAUCAAGGUUAGGACUCCAGAUACAAAAUGGGCAAAAUGUACAUCCAGUUGAGCAGUCUUACUUUUGUAGUUUUAUAUUAUACAAUAAACUGUUAUAAAAGAAAA